Sorghum bicolor (sorghum) is the source of this 1216-nucleotide messenger RNA. Its product is annotated as LOB domain-containing protein 37. The transcript is spliced from 2 exons. NCBI's taxonomy places the organism in Eukaryota, Viridiplantae, Streptophyta, Magnoliopsida, Poales, Poaceae. The record is from RefSeq and is a predicted model, not a curated record. Gene Ontology annotation, biological process: regulation of gene expression. The coding region runs from base 179 to 823 and encodes 214 amino acids.
ACCCAAGACCCCGUGGUUAGCCCGUGCGUGGUCACCCGAGACCCCCAGCCCCUGCUGCUGCGCUUAUAAACUCGCCCUCCGGGUGGCCAUGGCCGAGCUCCAGUCCAGUGCUGGCGUUGUAUGAGAGGUGGGCCGCGCCUGGUGGAGUGGAGCGUGGGUGGAGGAGGUGGUGCCGAGGAUGAGCUGCAACGGGUGCCGCGUGCUGCGUAAGGGGUGCAGCGACGCGUGCGUGCUGCGGCCGUGCCUGCAGGGGAUCGACGGCGCCGAGGCGCAGGGCCACGCCACCGUCUUCGUCGCCAAGUUCUUCGGCCGCGCCGGCCUCAUGUCUUUCCUCACCGCCGUCCCCGAGACACAGCGCCCAGCGGUGUUCCAGUCGUUGCUGUACGAGGCGGCCGGGAGGACGAUCAACCCGGUGAGCGGCGCCGUGGGCCUGCUCGGCGUGGGGAGCUGGCAGACGUGCCAGGCAGCGGUGGAGACGGUGCUGCGGGGCGGCGCCAUCGGCCCGCUUCCCGAGUUCGACGUGGGCCGCGACACGUUCGCUCUGGCGGCGAGGCGGGCCGUGGGGUGCUCGACGUUCUCGACGGCGAAGCGUGCGCCGACGACGACGAGGACGAACGUGGGGGCGCCCCCGCCCGUCCCGCUCCCGCCGGAGCCGUCGUGCGACCUCGGGCUGUGGCUCAGCCCCGGAUCACCCCCGGCGCCUGGGGAGCGGCGGCGGCCAGCCACGCCGUCCUUGAACUCCGAGGAGUCCGUGACGACGACGACGACGAGCGGCGGCGCGCGCGGAGGGAGGGAGCCGGAGCUGCUGAACCUUUUUGUCUGAGAGAGAGAGAGAGAGAGAGAGAGAUUAGCUAUAGACCGACGGCUUGGCUAAAAGCCAGCGGUCGAUCAUGCAGCAUAUCAUGUGCCCCUCGGCGCGCGGUGCGCUGUGCUGUUGCUUGAUCCCGGCGAAAACAUUUGUCUAGCUAGCCUCUCGCCGGCGAGGUACCAGUAGUCUUCUUCUUCCUUUUUGGGCGUGUAGAAACCAUGGGCCACCGCCCACCACCGGUGCCGGCAGCAGCAGCCCCUCUGCGUGCCGCCGUCCGUUAACUGUUUAUUUUGUUUCUUCCCAACUUUGUUGGCAAGCACAAAGCAGCAGCAGCACCCACCGCUCCAUCGCUGAAUAAAAAAUUUUGUAAACUAAGGGUAAAGCGAAGUGGCGCUGCGUCGAUGUUAA